This is a messenger RNA of Merops nubicus (carmine bee-eater), 1496 nucleotides long. RefSeq names its product protein FAM13B-like. The annotation marks the transcript as partial. The transcript is spliced from 9 exons. The record is from RefSeq and is a predicted model, not a curated record. Lineage: Eukaryota; Metazoa; Chordata; Aves; Coraciiformes; Meropidae.
AACACGAAGAGCAUCCUUUAGCUCGAAAGAUGACAAAAGGGAAGACAAGACACCUUAUCAGCUUGUCAAGAAAUUACAGAAAAAAAUAAAGCAAUUUGAGGAACAGUUUGAAAAAGAGAAAAACAGUAAACCUUCCUAUAGUGAUAUUGCAGCCAAUCCAAAAGUCUUAAAAUGGAUGACUGAACUUACCAAACUGAGAAAGCAAAUAAAAGAUGCAAAGCAGAGGAGCUCGGAUGGAGAAUUCAUACCUCAAACACGCCCACGAAGUAACACUCUCCCAAAAAGCUUUGGCUCCUCUCUCGACCAGGAGGAUGAAGAAAACGGCGACGAGCCGCGGGCUGUGCAGAAGGAGAAGAAGCCCACCAAGGAGGCUACCCUUGAACUCAUUUUGAAAAGAUUAAAGGAAAAACGAGUGGAGAGAUGUUUGCCAGAAGAUAUAAAAAAAAUGACAAAGGACCAUUUGGUAGAAGAGAAAACAUCUCUCCAGAAAAGCCUCCUGUAUUAUGAAAGUCAGCAUGGACGACCGGUUACUAGAGAAGAAAGACAUAUUGUGAAGCCACUUUAUGACAGAUACAGACUUGUAAAACAAAUGUUAACUAGAGCAAGCAUUACUCCUAUUCUUGGCUCCCCAUCAACCAAGAGGCGUGGGCAGAUGCUGCAGCCCAUUAUUGAAGGUGAAACCGCCCAUUUUUUUGAAGAAAUAAAGGAAGAGGAGGAGGAAAGCGAUGGUUUGCCUGCAGACCUGAACGAUAUCUUAAAAACCGCUGCCCAGACACAGCCUGUGCUAAGCCCCGUGGAGAACUCUGAGUCUGAUGUUGAGGAGGGACAGGAGAAGCUGACCCGGGACCUGAGGCUGUCCAGCACCCGUGCUGCCUCCAUGCCUGAAUUAUUGGAGCAACUGUGGAAAGCCAGAGCUGAAAAAAAGAAGCUACGUAAGACGCUACGAGAAUUUGAAGAGGAGUUUUAUCAGCAGAAUGGAAGGAACGUGCAGAAGGAAGAUCGGGUUCCAAUGCUUGAUGAGUACAGGGAGUACAAGAAAAUCAAAGCCAAACUCAGGCUGUUAGAAGUCCUUAUCAGCAAACAAGAUUCUUCAAAAUCCAUUUAAAUGCUACCCCUCCAGGCAGUUGAAUAACACGGUGUUUCAGUAGCCUACCCCUGUACUUAGCGGGUGCUUGUGUUCGUUUGUCACGCUGUUGAGAAUCCAGUUUGAGCACUUUACUGGGUGCCAGUAGGACGUGUCUGAAGGGUCAGUAGGUCCUGUCUGGAGAGCAAGUUGGGAGUUCUGAGUUCGAGACUGCUCUGUCCAACUUUAGCAAACACAGUUUCCAUCCAAGUUUUGUAUUCCAGAUGCAUCCAUCUUGUUCCAAAACAACCAUAGCUGCUUUUUUUUAUUUUUAUUUUAACAUUCAAGAACUUGGAGACUUUUGUUAUUACCAACUUUUUGCAUUAUUGAAGGAAUUAUUAAUACUAUAAUGCUACACUGAACUACUCCUCUU